AUGGCGAACGCUCCGCUUAAUCCGUCCGCCGCGGCAAUGGCAGCAGCACAGGCUAUCGUAGCACUGCGAAAGGUCUCCAAAGCGGCCGCUAACGCCAACCUUAAAGUUCCGGAGAAUGCAGCUGAUGAAGCUCGUGCCUGCGAGGUUGAGCUUAGCCAAUUCCGUGGCAUGGACGACCGCGAACUUAAUCUCACGCUACACGUCACGAGCCUGACCCGUGCGAUUACACGUGAACAGCUUCUUCAAUUAUUCUCCUUCUGCGGAACGGUCACAAGAUGUGACUAUCUCAACAACGACAGGUCCGUUGCUCAUAUUCGUUAUUCGACCCCGGAAGAAGCGAAGGUCGCCUUGGACAUGAACAACAUGGAGAUUGCAGAUGUGAAGUUGAAGGUUGAGCUGGCGAAAAUUGCUCAAGAAAGAAUCAAGACAGCUCUGACAGCCUCUGCCAACGCAAUUUCCAAUUUCCUCCCUGGACAUGACGGGAGAUCGACCGCCGCGUUGCAAGAGAUUGUCGCAAAGCCAAUGUUGCAAUUUCAAGAAGCGCUUGCUUUGCAACAGAAUGCCUCUCGAAAGCCCUCGGGUGCAUGCCCCGCCUCAGCGGCAGCUGUUUUGGCAAUGCAGAGAGCUAAGGAGAUAAGCAAGGUGCUGACAUCCCAGGCCUCACUGCAUGACCCGUUACAAAAAAGCAGGUACGAGAACGUUAACACAGAUGACAGGAGGAAGCCCGACUUUCAACCAAGACUCGGCCUCUCAUUCAAGGAUCGACAAAAGGAGAGCCUCCUCAUACAUUGGUUCUAA
Messenger RNA from Closterium sp. Naga37s-1, 798 nucleotides. Lineage: Eukaryota; Viridiplantae; Streptophyta; Zygnematophyceae; Desmidiales; Closteriaceae. The record is from the annotation of a GenBank genome assembly.